Molecule: messenger RNA, 2687 nt
Organism: Prorocentrum cordatum
Lineage: Eukaryota; Dinophyceae; Prorocentrales; Prorocentraceae
Source: the annotation of a GenBank genome assembly
AUGUGCUGGAUCGGACACGCAACAGGUGUAUCAGAAAGCAAGCGAAAGAGGCAGGAGGCACUGAACAACAAGGCCCGCUGCCACUUGACACUCCGGCGCGAGCGGAACCCAACGUCGUAGCUGAUGGGAUUGGGCUCCAACUUUGCCCCCCGCAUCCCGCUGAGCAGUGAGAAGUCAUGCUGCCAUUGGAUGUGCAUGUUUUCUUGUUCGAAGGUGCUGACGCCAGCGCUGUAGAUGUCAACGUCGGGCUCGAACUUCGCCUUCCACAUCUCGCUGAGCAGUGACAGAGCCUGCUACGACUGCUCGACGUCCCUGCACACGUUGCCAGCGUUGAUCGUCCCUGCGCACGUUGUCUGCUUGCAUUCUCUGUGCACGACGCUCGGCACCCGCCUCCAUCUUCGCUUCCCCCGAGACCGGUGUUCUUCCCCCGUCUCCUCGAACAGCGACAAAGGCUGCUGCGGCCAUUCACCUUGUUCGCACGCCCUGGACCUGCUUAACCGUUACCUGCGCAUUGCAAUAACGACUGCACUACACCACUGUAGCUAGCGGCGUCUGGCCCCCACGUCUCGGUGAGCAACCAAAUCGCCUGCUGCCCUUGCCCGCCUCUCUCGCAAGCCCUGAUCCCAGCGCUGCGGCUGAUGGCGUCGGGCACCAGCUUUGCCUCCGACAUCUCGCUGAGCAGCGAGAGUGCCCGCUGCCAUUGCCUGGCUUUCUCGCACGCGCUUAUUCCAGCGUUGUAGCUGGAUGACGUCGGGCACCACCUUUGCCUCCCACAUCUCGAGCAGCAGCGCCAAAGCCUGCUGCCACUGCGCUCCCUUCUCACAAGCGCUGAUCCCAGCCGUUGUAGCUGACGACGUUGGGAUCCAGCUUCUCGUCCCGCAUAUCGCGGAGCAGCGUUAGCGCCAGUUGCCACUGCUUGCAUUUAUUACACGCGCUGAUCACAGAGUUGAAGCUAAUGACGCUGGGCUCCAGCUUCACCAGGCACAUCUCGCUCAACAGCGCUAGAGCUCGCUGCCACUGCUCGCCCUUCUCGCACGCGCUGAUGCCAGCGCUGUAGCUAUGACAUUGGGCUCCAGCUUCGCACCCAGCAUUUCGCUGAGCAGCGCCAGAGCUCGCUGCCACUGCUUGCCCUUCUCGCACGCGCUGAUCCCGGAGUUAUAGCUGAUGACAUCGGGCUCUAGCUUUGAUCCCCUAAUCUCGCUGAGCAGCGCCAGAGCCCACUGCCACUGGUCGGAUUUUCCACACGCGCUGAUCCCAGAAUUGUAGCUGAUGACAUCGGGCGUCAGCUUUGCCCUCCAUAUCUCGCUCAACAAACUCAAGGUGUGUUGCCACUGCUCGCCUUUCUCGCAAGCGCUAAUGCCUGCGGUGUAGCUGAUGAUAGUGGGCUUCAAUCCUGCCCCAGACAUCUCGCUGAGCAGCGCCAGCGCCCGUUGCCACUGCUUGCCUUUCUCGCACGCGCUGAUCCCAGCGUUGUAGCUAGAUGUCGUUGGGUUCCUGCUUCGUCUCCCGUAUCAUGUGGAGCAGCGCCAGAGCCUGCUGCCACUGUCCGACUUUCUCGCACGCGCUGAUACUAGCACUGUAGCUGAUGACGUCGGGAUUCAAUUUCGCUCCUGGCAUCUCGCUGAGCAGCGCCAGAGCCCGCUGCCACUGCUUACCUUUCCCGCACGCGCUGAUCCCAGCGUUAUAGCUGAUGACGGUAGGUUUCAAUGUCGCUUCCCUCAUCUCGCUGAGCAACGCCAGAGCCCGCUGCCACUGUUCACCUCUCUCGCACGCGCUGAUCCCAGCGUUGUAACUGACUAAGUGGGCUCCAACUUCGAUUCCCACAAUUCGCCGAGCAGCGCCAAGGCCCGCUGCCACUGCUCGCCCUUCUCGCACGCGCUGAUGCCAGCGUUGUAACAAGACACCAUCGGGCUCCAGUUCUGUCUCCCACACCUUGCCGAGCAGCGCCAGAGCCCACUCCCACUGCGCGCCCUUCUCGCACGCGCUGAUCACACCGCUAUAGCUGAUGACGUCGGGCUCCACCUUCGUUUCAAUCAUUUCGCUGAGGAGCGACAGCGCCCUCCUCCACUGUGCGCCUUUCUCGCAUGCGCUGAUUCCUGCGCUGUAUACGAUAGCAUCGGGCUCCAACUUUGCCUCGAUCAUUUCGCCGAGGAGCGCCAAGGACCUUUGCCACUGCCUGCUUUUGCCGCAUAUGCUGACGAUCGAAGUGUAUUGACCGAUGCUGACUUCCGCGCACAGCUGAGACGCUUCGCGGAACAAGUGAAGCGCUGCGCUCCACUCCUUCGCCUUCCCACAGUUCUUUAGCGCUACUAGAAGAGAAGGAGCACGUGGUCCAGACCCUCGCUGGACGCCAGGCAUCUGAAGACAACUAUAUGCGCAUGUUCUGCAAGACAGAAUCGAUGGAGGCGACGCGCGUAAAGCACAUAUGCGGGAUUAUGUACUUCUUCAGCUAGAUGGUUAUUGCACGGAAUGAGCAAUAAAUAAUGGGCGCAGGAACAAGCAGGAGCAAAAACCAAGAACAGGUCGGGAGAGGCGGGGGGAGGAGAGAAGGAUCAGGAGAACGACAGGAUGGGGAGGAUAUCCUGGAUGAGUCAUUGUUUCGUGAACCUUGUCAUCCCCACGCCCGAUCUGCAGACUUCACCGUCAGCUGGCAAAAUAUUUCACUCCGAACCGCACGGGCGCCCUUG